Messenger RNA from Cryptococcus deneoformans JEC21, 542 nucleotides. RefSeq lists its product as hypothetical. The transcript has 5 exons. The record is from RefSeq and is a predicted model, not a curated record. NCBI's taxonomy places the organism in Eukaryota, Fungi, Basidiomycota, Tremellomycetes, Tremellales, Cryptococcaceae. The coding region runs from base 91 to 459 and encodes 122 amino acids.
UAUUCAUGAAGGCAGAAAAGACAACCCGCGAAAACCAGUCCUUCACUUAUCGAGCAUCACCGCCGUAGGCAUAAUAACGAUUUGACCAACAUGCAACAGCCAUUCGCACGACUCUCAUGGUCAUUAAUAUACAACUCGACGAGGCCAUUCUCUCCUCUCCGUGGCUCUGUCAUCCGCACUAGACGACUUUACUCGACUGAGAUACCGCCUCCGCCGCCUGUUACCCCUACUUCUUCGAGCAAACCUAAAUGGGGUUUGGUGUUCAUUGUUGCUGGUCUGACAGCAUUGGGCGGAUAUGUCGUCGUCAGGAACGAUACUGUGCUUGAGUACAGGCUUGACCAGCUAUCGCAAAAGAUAAUGGGGAGGCCUGAUGAGAAGCAGCUUUUUGAAGAGCGAAGGCGCAUAGACGAAGAGGCUAGAAGACGAUUUGUUGAGCCCCCUAGCAGAAGAAUUGUGUAGCGUAUGAUAGGCACUGUGUACAAUGUUCUCAACCAAACUGUAAAUGUAAAAUUCUAUCUUGUUGACAUGUAUCGAAUACUUUA